UAUUCCGCGACGUGCCAGUGAGAAAUCUCGUUAGACGCACGCAGAGACAGAUCGCUCGCUAAAGAUGAGGACAUCUUGAGGAUGGCCUGCGCGCAUUCGGACUAAAAGUGCACCAUUGCGCAUCAGUGGGAGGUUUUUUUUUUUUAUCUGGACAAGCCACUAAAGGACAUGUCGGAGAAACACGGCCUCGAAGACUCCAGCCGGCAGACAAUGCAGCCCCCUCCAUACCCCCAAGACCCUAACGUACCUCAACACGCCAACAUGGCACCCAGCGCUCAGUCCGGCUAUCCCCCACUGCCGCCACCCACGGGCGCAGAGGGAUACCUCCAAGAGACUCAGUUCCACUGUAACACAAUGGGACCCCCCGGGGCUCCACAGGGCUACACGGUCCAGACUCAGGGCCCAGGAGGAACCAUACCACAUCCCCCUGUGGGGUACCUCCACCCUGGAUACCCUCUGCAGCUGCAGCCGUGCACAGCUUACGUUCCUGUGUACCCUAUGGCGUCGGGACAACCCUACAUGCCAGCCACAGGAGGCCACCCGGCGAUCCCACCGGGUCAGAUUCAUCCCAUGCAAAUGCCGCCCAACAUCACCUUAAUGGACCGCAGACCUCCACAUGACUACCUGCCCAUCGCUGUGCUCACUACUGUGUGCUGCUUCUGGCCCACUGGCAUCAUUGCCAUCAUCAAAGCAGUGCAGGUGCGUACGGCGAUCGCCAGAGGGGACAUGGUGACGGCGGAGAUCGCUUCCCGCGAGGCCCGCAACUUCUCCUUCAUCAGCCUGGCCGUGGGCAUCGCCUCCAUUGUGCUCUGCACCAUCCUCACCGUGGUCGUCAUCAUCGCCUCGCAGCAUCACGACGACGACUGGGAGCCGUAACCGCGCGCCGCAUCGGAAUCCAUCACAGCGAGUUAAUUACAUGGAAAGAGUAGCGGUGAUAAUGUGUAUCCCUACUGCUCGCAGCUACACACCCAUGUGACCAAAUACACACACUGGAUGCCAAAUACUGAUGAGUGUUGCUGUGAUCCAACUAAUAUUUACAUAUUUUUCAUAGGUGAAGUGACAGUGUCGACCAAAAUCAUCAAGUCCCGGUGAACCCUCUUCUUCCUAUUCCUUAAGAGUGCCCGCUUAAGUUGAUGUCUGCUUUUGUCCACACUAAAUUUGAGAUGCAAAUUUUAAUGAAAAAAUGGUGAGUAUAUGUUCAGAUGUGAUGUAAUAGUGUCAACUUCAUCACUAUUGCUAAGCGGCGUGGAACGACAACAGUGUGUCGUCUAGGUGCAGAUUGGGACUUCCUGUUCAGUGCAAAGUAAGAGUCAAACUAAAACUGAAGAGUGUAACUGAUUUUUACAGUCUUGGUGCCGUGACAAAAGAGUUUUAAGUCACUCGAAUACAGUGGAACCCGCUUAUGUUGACAACCCGUCUAAUGUCGACAACACAACUGAUGUGACAACCCGAAUGUCAACAACACAUCUCAUGCCACAACCCGUCUAGUUUGACGGCCUGUCUGAGGUCAACAUAUUGUCUAACGUGACAACUCGUGUAAUGUUGACAACCGGUCUGUCGACCACCCGUCUAAUGUGACCACCUGACUAAUGUCACAACCCAACUAAUGUGACAACCUGUUCAAUUUCACCACUCAUCGAAAGUGACAACCUGUCUAAUGCCAACAAGUCGUCUAAAGUGACAACUCAUCUAAUGUGACAAUAUGUCUAAUGUCACAACCCGUCUAAUGUGACAUGUCUGCCACAACCCAUCUAAUGUGACAUGUCUAAUGUUGACAUGUCUGUCACAACCAAUCUAAUGUGACAUGUCUAAUGUCACAACCAAUCUAAUGUGACAACCCAUCUAAUGUCACUACCCAUCUAAUGUAACAACAUGUCUAAUGUCACAACCCGUCUAAUCUCACAACCCGUCUAAUGUGACAUGUCUGUCACAACCCAUCUAAUGUGACAUGUCUAAUGUCACAACCAAUCUAAUGUGACAACCCAUCUAAUGUCACUAUCCAUCUAAUGUAACAACAUGUCUAAUGUCACAACCUAUCUAAUGUCACUACCCAUCUAAUGUAACAACAUGUCUAAUGUCACAACCCGUCUAAUCUCACAACCCAUCUAAUGUGACAUGUCUGUCACAACCUAUCUAAUGUGACAUGUCUAAUGUCACAACCAAUCUAAUGUGACAACCCAUCUAAUGUCACUACCCAUCUAAUGUGACAACAUGUCUAAUGUCACAACCCGUCUAAUCUCACAACCCAUCUAAUGUGACAUGUCUGUCACAACCCAUCUAAUGUGACAUGUCUAAUGUCACAACCAAUCUAAUGUGACAACCCAUCUAAUGUCACUACCCAUCUAAUGUGACAACAUGUCUAAUGUCACAACCCAUCUAAUGUGACAACCCGACUGAUGUCACAACCCAUCUAAUGUGACAACCUGUCAAAUGUCACAACCCAUCUAAUGUCAACAACCUGUCUAAUGUCACAACCCAUCUAAUGUGACAACCCGACUGAUGUCACAACUCAUCUAAUGUGACAACCCGACUGAUGUCACAACCCAUCUAAUGUUACAACCCUGUCUAAUGUCACAACCCAUCUAAUGUGACAACCCGACUGAAGUCACAACCCAUCUAAUGUGACAACCUGUCUGUCACAACCCAUCUGUGUCAACCCGACUAAUGUCAUAACCCGUCUAAUGUGACAAACUGUCUAAGGUGACAACCCGUCUAAUGUUGUCAACCUGUGUAUUGUGACAACUGUUCUAAGGUGACAACCCGUCUUAUUUCGACAACCUGCCUAAUGUCAACAACCCAUCUAGAGUGACAACCUGUCUAAUGUGACAUGUUUAAUGUCAUAACCCAUCUAAUGAGACAACCUGUCUAGUGUCAACAACCAAUCUAAUGUCAACAACCUGUCUUGAGUAACAACCCAUCUACAUAUUUUUACAACUUAUCUAUUUUCAACAACCCGUCUAUUUUCAACAAUAUUGGUCUAAUGUCAACAACCUGUCUAAUGUCAACAACCCAUCUAAUGCUGACAACUGGUUGAAUGUCGACAACCCGUCUAAUUUCGACAACCGGUUAAAUGUCAACAACCCAUCUAUGUAGACCAAAUCAUUACGUACCAAUGUCAACAACUCAUCUAAUGUGACAACCUGUCUAAAGUCGCAACCCAUCUAAUGUCACAACCCAUCUAAUGUCACAACUCAACUAAUCUAACAACCCAACUAAUGUGACAAACCGUCUAAGAUAUCCCCCCUUUUAAUGUUGACAACCUGUCUAUCGUGACAACCGGUGUAAGGCGACAACCCGUCUAAUGUUGACAACCGGUCUAAGGUGACAACCCGUCUAAAGUCACCAGCUCAUCUAAUGUGACAACCCAUCUAUGUGGAACAAUUAGUAAAUGUGCAGUCAAUGAGUAGUUUGGUUUUGUGCUAGCCAGUUUAGGGAGCGUCGACAUAAACGGGUUGCACUGUAAUAACAGGCUUUGUCACAUGUUUACUAUCGCCCAUUCUUGCUCUUAAAUUGGGCUUUCCAUGGCGGUUGAUGUCGACGACCGCUUAUGUCGACGCGAGCGUGGCCCACUGUGUGCUAACACUCCAGCAAGUAUGUACAAUAUCCAUUUACAAUAGGAGGGGUGCAAAAACUGUGCCAUGUUGAAACCGUGUGCUGCUAUCCGUGUUACUGCAAGUGUUAAGAGAUCCAUACCCGUUUAAAAGACCAAAUGUUAAAACAUUUUUAAAUAGUGUAGAAUUGUUAAUUUUUUUUGAAAAUGUGUUGCUUAUUGCUUUGUUUCAUAGCUGCCAUGCAGUGAUGUCACACUUUAUCGUGAGAGGUUGCAGCUUAAUACAUGCACAGUGGCGUACAUGCAUGACAAUUAAUGCAUUUGUGGUGAAGCGGCUGUAAAAGUAGGUGAUUUAUUCAACACGAUGUACAGUAGAUGCUGUCUAAAUGGAAGCAUUGAUAGAUUUAAUAUUUCUUUUUGUACGCGUUAUAGCUUACGUUGCGCUGCCCGGUCACAAAGAGGCAGCAUACAAGCUUGCAUGUCGUCCUCACUUUGUUUCCCUUUUCUUUGCAAUAUUGAUACAGUAUUUAAUUAUACUCCUGUGCAAUGAGUCAGGAUUUGAAUACAGUACACAAUUAUGGUAUUGGAAAGCUUCAAAAUGAAUGUUUGUGAUAGAAGAAUAUGAAUAAUGCCUGGACUGGUUUGUAGCACUUUGUUUUUUUUUAAUGUAAAUUCCCUUUUCUCUGUGGUUCUCAUGUCCUAUCUAAUCCUUGGACCUGGUUUUAAACAUAUCUUGCUUCCCCUUUAUUGGGCACUGUUUUCCAAAAUCCUACAGUAAUUCAUAUUAUUAUGGAAAGAAAAGUGUUCAAUUAUUAUUUUUUUUUUCUUUUUAUGUGCCAAAUUUGCUUUAUCGCUCAGAAAUCACAUAUUUUGUGUAUGUUUUUUUAAAAUGUACAGUAUAUAUGUAAAAAAAAAAAAAAAAACCUCACUACCAAAAGUAUGGAUUAUAGUUUAUGCUUUCACCCUUAAAUCAAUGCUCAAAACCAGGGGUUCCUAAACUACGGCCCGUGGGCCGGAUCCGGCCCGCCAGCGUCCAAAAUCAGGCCCGCGGGAAGUCCCAAGUAUA
Messenger RNA from Entelurus aequoreus (snake pipefish), 4616 nucleotides. RefSeq names its product proline-rich transmembrane protein 1 (gene prrt1). Gene Ontology annotation, cellular component: membrane. Bases 169 to 876 code for a protein of 235 amino acids. The record is from RefSeq and is a predicted model, not a curated record. NCBI's taxonomy places the organism in Eukaryota, Metazoa, Chordata, Actinopteri, Syngnathiformes, Syngnathidae. The transcript is spliced from 4 exons.